UGUUGCGUCAAUGCAGCUGUGCCAAUGUAACUGAGUGUUCUGCUUUAGACUGGAGUCUUUGCAAAAUAAUUCUCCAUCUGAAUGGUGAGCGUGCUAUGACAACCUCCCUGGUUCUGAAUCCUCGUUGGGCGGACACGGUUAUGUUUGUGUAUGAAAACAACUUAGAUGAGCUGAAGAACAUGGAGAGUCUGGUUGGGAGCGGGAAUUUUGCAGCCAACCAGUGCAGGAAUCUGAUGACUCACUCGGCUUUGAGUGGCCACCCCUCUAGUCUCGUCCAUGGCUCCAGCUUUUCCUCUGUGGACGUACCGACUUCAAGUUCUGCAGAGUCGGGCAAACAAUGCACACCUUGCCCAACGGUUCCCCAGGCCUCGUCGACCGGUCCUAUACCUUACGGCUACUUCGGCAACAGCUAUUAUCCUUGCAGAAUGGGGCGGGGUUCACUUAAGUCUUGCACGCAGCCGAGUGCACUAAGCUACUCUGCAGAGAAAUACAUGGAUACCCCAGUCACAUCUGAAGAAUAUCCUAGCAGGGCUAAAGAGUUCGCCUUUUACCACAGCUACCCCAGUCCCUAUCAGUCCAUGGCCAGUUAUUUGGACGUGUCAGUGGUGCAGACGCUUGGAACCGGGGAGCCGCGACACGACAGCCUCCUGCCCAUGGACAGCUACCAGCCUUGGGCUCUAGCUAACGGAUGGGGUGGUCAGAUGUAUUGCUCCAAGGACCAGACCCAGGCAGGUCACAUCUGGAAGUCAGCACUAGCAGAUGUUGUUGCCCACCAACAUGACGGAGGCUCAUUCCGUCGAGGUCGAAAGAAGCGGAUACCCUACACAAAAGUGCAACUAAAGGAACUGGAGAAAGAAUAUGCAGCCAAUAAAUUCAUCACAAAGGACAAGAGACGAAAGAUUUCAGCGGUAACCAACCUAUCCGAGCGGCAGAUCACUAUUUGGUUUCAAAACAGACGGGUAAAGGAAAAGAAAUUUAUUGCCAAAGUUAAGAACCCCGCGCCAUAAUGCAGGCUUGAGAGCUGAAUCUUUUUUUUCUUAAAAGAUCUUCGCGUGGACUUUUCUUGGCCUGGGCUUGUAUGUUGUUUACAUCGAAAACACAUAAACUGACGGACUUCAUGUGAAUAAACAUAUUCAAAUGAAUAAUCUAAAUAAAAGAGAAUGGACUACGUAACUUGUACAUAUCGCACGUGCCUGCAUAUAUGUAAUUGUGUUCGUUUUAGUCGUGCUUUAGCUUCGAGUUUGCAUUUAAAUAUUAUAUGUCAAUGUUAUAUGUCAAGUAUCCGUAUCGCUCUUUACUCUUGUCAGUACUUGUAUUCUAUGUUUAUAUCGCUUGUAAAACAAUAUAUUAUACAUCUCAACUAUUAAUAAAAGUGUUACUUCCAUUCAGUGUUUUGUAAAUAA
Molecule: messenger RNA, 1403 nt
Organism: Misgurnus anguillicaudatus (oriental weatherfish)
Lineage: Eukaryota; Metazoa; Chordata; Actinopteri; Cypriniformes; Cobitidae
Gene: hoxb13a
Product: homeobox B13a
Biological process (GO): regulation of DNA-templated transcription
Molecular function (GO): DNA-binding transcription factor activity, RNA polymerase II-specific; DNA binding
Source: RefSeq, a predicted model, not a curated record